AUUGAUGUUCGGCCCACAAGAGUGCACACACUUUACGCGCAAAACAAUUGAUUUCUUCAUUUGAUUKMUUCAUUUGAUUGAUUCAUAUAUUUAAUUAAAAGACGACUUGAAUUAAGUUAAUCCAAGACAUCACACACACAAUGGACAAGACGUUGAUUACUGCAAUCGAUGACAAUACUAUACGUGUAAAUGGACAACACGUGGUGGUUGUGUCGGACGAYAAACAUUCAGAUGCAGUCAAAGACCGAUCACCUGUUGAAGACUCGUUUACUUUCAGCAAUAGUCCGACUCUUGAAGAUGUCCGCCAAUCACACGCCUCAUUCAUUGCUGAACGCAAUUGGGAACAGUUUCACACACCGAGGAAUGUCUUGUUGGCACUCGUGGCCGAAAUGGGCGAACUAUCGGAAUGUUUUCAAUGGAAGAAUGAAUGUCAGAUUGGUCUCAAAGAUUGGACACCGAAAGAGAAGAUAGCGCUCGAAGAAGAGCUUAGCGAUUGUCUCGUAUAUUUGGUCCGUUUGGCCGAUAGGUGUCGCGUUGAUUUGCCCGCAGCCGUCACCCGAAAGUUGGCUAAAAAUGCGGCCAAAUAUCCGACGGAAAAAGUGUACGGAAGCUCAAAGAAAUACACAGAAUAUCAGUGAUUGUCGUCAAAGACUUUUUUGUAUUKUUUUUAAUUAUUGUGUUCACAGAAGUCAUUGAUUUUUUGUGUAAUAAUAUAAUUAUUAUUAACCAAACAUUUGGUUUGCAAUUGACAA
Messenger RNA from Oppia nitens, 752 nucleotides. RefSeq names its product dCTP pyrophosphatase 1-like. Lineage: Eukaryota; Metazoa; Arthropoda; Arachnida; Sarcoptiformes; Oppiidae. Bases 141 to 638 code for a protein of 165 amino acids. Gene Ontology annotation, biological process: nucleoside triphosphate catabolic process. The transcript has a single exon. The record is from RefSeq and is a predicted model, not a curated record. Gene Ontology annotation, molecular function: nucleoside triphosphate diphosphatase activity.